AUGCAGCUCUUGAAUACCAUCGUCUCAGCUUUCCUGCUCACCGCAGCUGCCUCCGCACAAUCUGCCACCCAAUCUGCCCCCCAAGCUUCAGGUACCGCAGGAGCAGGUGGUGAUGUGAAAGUGCACGUUGUCCAAGUCGGUCUCAACGGCUCCCUUGAGUUCUCGCCAAAUAGCAUCCAGGCCAAUCCUGGAGAGGUUGUCCAAUUCCAGUUCAUGGCAAAGAACCACUCCGUCGUCCAAUCAGCCUUCAGCGAUCCAUGCGCUCCCAUCAAUACCGUCAUGUCGAACGUCACUGGCUUCAAGUCAGGCUUCAUGCCCGUCAAGGACAGCAUCCCCGUAUUCUCAGUUAUGGUCAACGAUACCAAGCCCGUUUGGGCUUAUUGCAGCCAAGUUGGUCACUGUGCCAAAGGCAUGGUUUUCGCCAUCAACGCCCCUACCACUGGAGCCAAGACCUUCAGCGCCUUCCAGGCCAUGGCUAUGAACGGUACCUCUUCUUCCUCUACCAGCGGUUCCGGUUCCGGUUCCAGCGGAAGCAGCAGCAGUGGCAGUGGCAGCGGAAGCAGCAGUGGUGCCAGCGGUAGUGCCAGUGGAAGCGCAGCUGCCUCUUCCAGCACUGCUGUUCCCAAGGCUGGUGAUGGUGCUAAGCCCAUGGUGGAUAUGACAAUGCUCAUGCUCGUUGGCGUCUUUGGCUUGUUCUUCGCCGGUUUUUAG
This is a messenger RNA of Talaromyces stipitatus ATCC 10500, 711 nucleotides long. RefSeq lists its product as uncharacterized. Bases 1 to 711 code for a protein of 236 amino acids. The record is from RefSeq and is a predicted model, not a curated record. Lineage: Eukaryota; Fungi; Ascomycota; Eurotiomycetes; Eurotiales; Trichocomaceae. The transcript has 3 exons.